This is a messenger RNA of Cherax quadricarinatus, 673 nucleotides long. NCBI's taxonomy places the organism in Eukaryota, Metazoa, Arthropoda, Malacostraca, Decapoda, Parastacidae. The record is from RefSeq and is a predicted model, not a curated record.
GGACUAUAAAUACGGGCGCCACGGGGAUUCAGACACCACUUCCUUCUUGUGUCCAUCACCAUGCAUUUAGCAGUCCUCGCCGUACUGGCCACUGUGGCCACUGCUGCCCCACAAGGGUACUCCGCCCCUGCGGCUCCUAGUCGUUACGAUGACUCUCGCGAGGUUGUGCCUAUUCUGAAGGACGAUCGUGUCCACGAAGACGACGGAAGAUAUAACCUUGACGUUGAAACUGGCAACGGCAUCAGCCUGUCCCAGUCUGGCGCUCCAAGCGGUCCUGAGGGUGCUGUGGUCAAGGCAGGACAAUACUCAUACACAGCACCUGACGGCAGUCACAUUCAGGUGAAGUUCGUUGCCGACGAGAACGGCUACCAGCCCCAGUCUGACGUGUUACCAGUGGCUCCUGUAUUCCCCCACCCAAUUCCUGAGUUUGUUUUGGAACAGAUCGCCUUUGCUGCUGAGGAAGACGCUGCCCGGGCCCGCUCUAGUCCCUCUGGCAGCUAUAGUGCUCCACAGUAAUUGUUUUCGACAAAAGUGCUUGCGGCCUCACAUUCUCGCCAUAAUCUGUCAUACUCAUUAAUAUUUUUUUGUGCGGUUAUUCCUGCGAAUAUAUGCAAAUAUUAUGUAUUUAUUAUAUUGUGUUUGUCAUUAAGUAUUAAAUAAUACAUUAAAAUAA